Penicillium cataractarum is the source of this 222-nucleotide messenger RNA. RefSeq lists its product as uncharacterized. NCBI's taxonomy places the organism in Eukaryota, Fungi, Ascomycota, Eurotiomycetes, Eurotiales, Aspergillaceae. The record is from RefSeq and is a predicted model, not a curated record. Bases 1 to 222 code for a protein of 73 amino acids. The transcript has a single exon.
AUGUUCAAGGGUUGCUGUCCACAAUCGCGAACUCGCAACUCCACUUUAACCGCGAAGGCUGUAAACUUAGGCCAGUAUCACUGUCUGAGAGCUGCCGAAGUAACCGCCAUCCGCUUCGGCGUGCGCUCUGCUGUCCAGGAGCAAGUUCUCGCCAAUAAGACUCGCACUUUUGGGGGCCGUGAGAUGUGGGCGCAUGCAAAGCCCUCCUAUGUCAACCAAUAA